AUGGCCCCGGCGUCUCCGACUCCUAGGAGGCCUGUAACUGGACGUCGUAGAGGGCGCCCUCCCGGUUCAACUAACGCAGCUCGCGCCGCGAGGGCCGCUGCUCUUGCGGCAGCUUCUGCCACCGAGCCUCCACCAAAACGACGCCGAUAUGCUCCCGCAGGCUCCAGAUUCAUUGCAGGAGGAGCAGGUGGAGGUGGCCGAUAUGUUACUUCUGACAUAUUGGCUACACCAAAUACCGCUGGCCCUUCGACAUCGUCCCGAUCACGAGCCGCUGCGCGCGAAGCUAUCAAUGGCCCUUCACCAUCUCUCAUGCCCCGGCGCGAACGAGGGGCUCGCACACGAGCUGCUGGGAACGAAGAUUUGGAAGAAAUGCAAUGGGGCUCCGCUGCGGCUAUGGCAACAGCCGUAAAGCAAGCUGAAGACUACAAGCCCCGCGAGGAGCGCAGCUGGGAAGACUUCCAUCCUAAUUUAGAUAUUGAGGCCACUUUCCUGGUCCUUCGGUCCGAGCAAGUCGAUGGAAUCCCUCAAGAGCAGCCAGACAUGUCGACCGUCCCGAUGCUCACAACACCUUUGGACGACACUAGGACCCCUUCAAGACAACCGAACCCCGCAUCAACUGGGAACACCCCAAAUCCUCAAGGUCGUUCAGACUCGAAUGCUGCCGAUGCUCCCAAUGAAACCCCCUUACGUCGUCCUCGUCGACCGACUCGAGAUGUUGUUAGCUUCUACAGUAGUCGGCCUUUGGAUCUCAUGACAACACCAAAAACACCAAAGAUCCUUCCUAUUCAAAACCAAACACCAAAGGAGAAACUAGACCUCAAGCUACCUUCAUACCGCAAGACGAAUCGCAUAGAGCUGUUUGAAAGCAAAACGUUUGGUCAGGCUCGUUAUGUUGACAAGGCGAUGAGUAAUGUCGGAUAUCAAGAGAGCGACCAUUACAUGCGCCCAGACCAAUCCUUAAUCAAAUCCUCCGAUCUCUACGCUGAGGAUGACGCGGACCUGACUGAUGCUACUGCAUCUGAAGAGCCGGUUUCACAUCGACGAAUUGGCCGUGUAGAGUAUGAUAUGGAUGAGCAAGACGACAUGUGGCUCGAGCGACUGAACGUUCGUCGCAAGGAAGACGAACUCGAAGAAAUUACGCGAGAAAUUUUCGAGAUCACCAUGACGAAAAUCGAAAAAGAGUGGCAUGCGCUGGAGAAGCGAAUACCGAAACCAAAUCCCAAACCUCCCCAAACUCAUCGUCCUCGAUCAAGUUCGGCUGCGGCAGUCAACGGUGAACCCCAGGGAGGUGAAGAGCCCGACUCUAGAUGUGCCAUUUGUGAUGACGGUGACUGUGAAAACACCAACGCAAUCGUGUUCUGUGAUGGCUGCAACCUCGCAGUCCACCAAGAAUGCUACGGAGUACCUUUUAUACCAGAAGGCCAAUGGCUAUGCCGCAAAUGCAUGCUGUGUGGUCGGGGAGUUCCAACUUGUAUCUUCUGUCCCAACACUGACGGAGCGUUCAAGCAAACAAACUCCUCCAAAUGGUCUCACCUCCUUUGCGCGAUGUGGAUUCCUGAGGUAUCUCUAGGGAAUCAUACAUUCAUGGAACCCGUUAUGGAUGUAGAAAAGGUGCCCAAAAGUCGGUGGAAGCUGACAUGUUACAUAUGCCGACAACGAAUGGGCGCCUGCAUCCAAUGUGGAAAUAAGAACUGCUAUCAAGCGUUCCAUGUUACCUGCGCUCGGAGAUCCCGGCUGUUUCUUAAAAUGAAGACGAGCCAGGGUGCUCUCGCCGUAUUAGAUGGUGGCAUGGUUCUCAAGGCGUUUUGCGACAAACAUUGCCCGCCUGACUAUGCACAAGAGCACAACAUUCACCAGGCCACAAAAGCCGCCAAGAAGUUCUACAAGAGAACCAUGAGAAAUCGCAUCUGGGCCGACAACACCGUCGCUGCAAAUAACAUUGCAGCGCGGCACCGCGAUGCGCUUGCUGAGCAUCCAUCAGAGGAGACGCAGCUUACGGGUAACAAGAGCUCAAUUUCUGGCGAUAAGAAGAAAGGGCAGCCCCCAAAGAACUUGUGGAAGAUGCCCUCAGGUGCGCCCGUUAUACCUCAGGUGGUAUUUGAGAUUGUGGAGGCUUCAAUCCAAAGAUUUCCUUUCCGUAAGCGUAAGGAUUUCCUGAGCGAGGCAUGUCGCUACUGGACCCUCAAAAGGCAGAAGCGCCGUGGCGCUGCACUCCUGAAGCGUCUCCAGCUCCAGAUGGAAUCGUUUUCCUCAAUGGAGCUAACACGACGAGACUUCGCUGCGAUGGGCCCAAGCGGAAAGGCGAGGUUGACAAGACGUAUCGAAUUCGCUGAAGACUUGGUGAAAGAACUAGAGCAGCUCAGGAACCUUGCGAGUCAAGUUGUUGAGCGGGAACAGAUCAAGGUGGAUGCUGGUGAGCUCGAACAGGAAUUUGUGGAUGAGUGCUAUUUUCCUGUCGCAAAACUACUCGACCCUGCCAUCGACAGGGCGAUAUCUUUGGACAAAGACCUCUUCAGCGACGGUUUAGACAAGCUGCAAACUCGCAUAAACACCCGAUUUUAUGUGACAGUAAUGUCGUUUGCUGUAGAUCUGUGCAAGGUCAUCAGUGACGGCGUGGCUACGACGCCUGAACUUAAGUUAUCUACGGACGCAACUCAACAUGAAUCAAAUGAUGCGUCGCCUGCCAAGCAUACAUUCUCUGAUAUUCGAGAACGACGGAAGCUAGGCAAGCGGAUAUUGAAAGCGGUACAGCCGUUCCUCGAGGCAGCUUUGCGAGUUGAAUCCGAGAUCUCUCAGAAGCCAUUUGAGGGCUUACAGAAGGAGCUGGAGGACACUAUCGACAAGAGUGUAGAAUAUCGUCGUCCACUGACUGCUACAAGCCAGGACAAGUCGACUGAUCCUUCUGAUGAAGCGAAUGAUACUAUCAUGGUGGAUGCUGAACUCCAAAUCACUGUCAAGGCUGAUUCAACCGAGGGCGGAGAUGCCAUGGAUACCACGUCAGAUGAUGGAAAUAUCGACGUGAGCACUAAUAUCGAUGUAGACACUUCGGAAAUCGCAAAGGCUGAAGCAGGAGAGAAGCAAGAGUCUCUUCCUAACACUGUGCAGUCAUCUGAUACGCCUCCUGGCACAGAUGGCUAUGUGUCGAAACCUCAGAUUGCACAGUCAGGACCACCUACACCACCUCAGUCCAACGGCAGCCUUGGGUUAGAUCCUUCCGACCCGCUUACGGAUGGAGGGAUACUUUGGUAUCUGAAAGGCCUCGACCCCAAGGGAACUUCGGUUCUUGAAGAACAGUGGGCUGGCAGGGACGCUGUCCGAACGCUCAGCGAAGAUCUGACGGAUCUUGAUGACGAGGCACUGAAAGGACUGGGUAUGGAUGUUGAUAAUGCAGUUGCAUCCGCUGCCGUAGAAGCGGAUGAGAAGGAAGAAGUUAAGACAGUAGCGGAACCUGUGGGAGGCAAGACCAGGGCAAGCAAGGCGAAGAAGCGGAGGGCAUCAACCCGGAGAAGAUGA
Fusarium pseudograminearum CS3096 is the source of this 3513-nucleotide messenger RNA. RefSeq lists its product as uncharacterized. The record is from RefSeq and is a predicted model, not a curated record. The transcript is spliced from 3 exons. The coding region runs from base 1 to 3513 and encodes 1170 amino acids. NCBI's taxonomy places the organism in Eukaryota, Fungi, Ascomycota, Sordariomycetes, Hypocreales, Nectriaceae. Gene Ontology annotation, biological process: regulation of transcription by RNA polymerase II.